CUUGCUCCAUGAUUUAAUGAAACGUACAAGCUUGGGAGCUUUGCGCGGGAGCGGGGGGUUAGUGUGAGCACUAACUACAACAAAUGAUUUCAAACCAUUUUUUUGAAGGCCAGGGGGGCAGGGCCCGUCGCCCCCCCCCCGUGGAUCCGCACCUGAGGGGAGAGGUUUUUUUUUGUUAAUUUAGUUUACAAUAAUUCAAUCAAACCUGCUUUAGUGAUCCACCUGUAUAGAAGAACCACCUGUCUACGAAGAACAUAUUUUCCCCUUGAAAAUGGUUUCUCAUUGAACCAUGUACUAAAGUAACCUGUACAUAACGACCACCUGCCUAUAAAGACCACUUUUCUUGUCUCCCUUUGGUGGUCUUUUCAGACAGGUUUCGCUGUAUAAUUCUAGUUUGAAAGGGGCAUAUAACAUAUAUUUGGCCACCAGACGCAGGGCAAAAUGAGAUCGAAUUUUUAUAGGGCGAGCACUUUUAGGACGAUAAACCUCGACCUGCUUGUUUGUCAAAAGUCGGUGGGAAUUCCCAGUUCCUAAAAAAAGAAUGCCAACUAAAAUACAUACAUUAUGACUGGUGCAAUACUACAUCUUAAAUGCAAAUAGUAUACAUUUUUACUGGUUGCAUGUAACACCUAGACCUCUUUGUAGUGACGGAAAAAGUGAAUUCGAAUCAUGGCUGAGGCAUCAAAGAAUGUCAUUGCUCAGAGUGUGGAGUGUCCUGUAUGUCUGAAAACCUUCACCGAUCCCAAGAUCCUGUCUUGUUCUCACUCCUACUGCAAGACCUGUCUGGACAACCUCUUGAAAUGCCAUAGUAACGACCAGGUGCUCCGAUGCCCUGUCUGCCGAGCUGAAACCCAGGUCCCUAACCAAGAUGUCAGCAAAUUACCGGCAAAUCUAGCUUUGAAGUCUCUCAUAGAAGACGUGAAGAAUCAACAUCAGUUUUGCACGAAUUGCGAAUCCGAGGACAAGCCUCAAGCUGUUGUCUACUGUCAGGACUGUGGAUUGUGUCUCUGUAUCACUUGCCACAACAAACACUCUCAGUGGCCAGACUUCAUCAGUCAUGAAGUCUUAGCCAUGAGUGAGAUCCGAUCAGGGAAGGUGUCAGUAAGUAGGUACCGUAAAUGCAGGAAACAUCCUAAAGAGGAUGAGGAGUGCUUCUGCUCCGACUGCAGGAGAUUUGCCUGCUUCGCGUGCGCUGCCAAGGAGCAUACGAACGAAGGACAUUUGGUCAUCGAGGCAGCUGUUUAUGAAAGCAACCAUAUGAAGAGUAUCGAGGACCUCAAAUCCAAGGUGGACAAAAAACGCUCUUGCUUUCAGAAAUACGUUGAUUUCAUUGAUGAAGAGAAGGAGCAUGUGAGCAAUGUUCAGAAGCAAUGUACAGAUGAUAUCGAAAAAGCAUUUGAAGAAUCAGUCUUCCAGUUGACAAAGAAAAAAGAAAUCCUCAUCGCUGGAGUCAAGGGUAGGACCGAAGGAGUAGAGAAAGAACUUGACAACAUGAAGAAAUCGGCUGAGGAGCAUAUCACUCACAUGUCCUCCUUAGGACAUGGGCACCGUUUCACGAGACCGUUUUAAGUACAAGUUCACCGACAUCUCAUUGAAACGUGUGUUAAUUAUAAUAUCCGCGAUUUCGAUGAACUUGAAGUUGCGACGGUUUCGGCUCUGCAAGGAGGAGGAGGAGUCCUUGUGUCUGGGGUAAUAACUUCGAUUUCCCGUCAUGGAUUGCUUUUUUUUCAAUGGAAACAGAAGAAGUCUAUUUUAAAGAAAGAUAUUUCAGAGGAUCUACCAAAUUGGCUUCAAACAAUAUAUUGAUAAAUCAAGAUCUCAAGCUAAUAAAGUAAACUAACAUAUAAGGUUUGAGGUUAAACAAAAGUCAACUUAAAGUUAUUCUUGCAAAAUAUUUCACUAAUUUCAUUUUUGUUUUUAAAUUUCAUCGAACCGUUAUAUAAUUUAAUGAACUGUGAUGUGAUUUUGUUGUUGUAGGAAUGAUUCGAUGUGAUCUGGUAACAUAUACAAUUAGCUUGUAAUUAAAUGUUCUUUAGGCCAACCACUUCUAAGGGUCACUUCCUUUCUGGCUGCUACCUAACAAACAACUUUGAUAUCCUAGUGCCAGUGUAUAUACAUGUAUUAUAUUAGUUUCAUUUAACGAUGUGUUAUCUCAUGUACGCGUAUGUAUGUUCUUUAAUAGCAAUGGUAAAUUUAAUUUAAUUUAAUUGCAACAAAACUCUAGUUAUUUAUACGACAUUACAAUUGUAUAUAGUUCAAAAUAUAUGUGUUCAUGACAUGUAUUAUAGAAUAGCAAAUAUGUGGUGUCUACGAGACAAUUUGCAGAGGAGGGGGGGGGGGGGGGGAGGCACGAGACAAAAUUAUCUGACGAACACCCCCUAUAAGGAAUUUAUUCCUUGAAACGCAGCGCGCGUAACAGCUGCACUGCUAAAGCCAGGGUAAUU
Molecule: messenger RNA, 2444 nt
Organism: Strongylocentrotus purpuratus (purple sea urchin)
Lineage: Eukaryota; Metazoa; Echinodermata; Echinoidea; Camarodonta; Strongylocentrotidae
Product: transcription intermediary factor 1-beta
Exons: 2
Coding region: 670-1569 (299 amino acids)
Biological process (GO): positive regulation of DNA-templated transcription
Cellular component (GO): nucleoplasm; chromatin
Molecular function (GO): zinc ion binding; ubiquitin-protein transferase activity
Source: RefSeq, a predicted model, not a curated record